Molecule: messenger RNA, 1900 nt
Organism: Hypoxylon fragiforme
Lineage: Eukaryota; Fungi; Ascomycota; Sordariomycetes; Xylariales; Hypoxylaceae
Product: glycoside hydrolase family 43 protein
Exons: 3
Coding region: 460-1635 (391 amino acids)
Biological process (GO): carbohydrate metabolic process
Molecular function (GO): hydrolase activity, hydrolyzing O-glycosyl compounds
Source: RefSeq, a predicted model, not a curated record
AUUGAAUCUACUCCAUACCAUACAAUACAACAUUGGAAUACAUCCCAGUACAUUGAUCUCAAUGUGACAGCGGCUUAAGAGAAAGAAACACUUGUGCUCCUCAGUGUUGCGUAUGUUUGUCCUCCCAACCACAACCACACUCGAACCCUGCGUCGUCAGCAACCACGGCAUCAUCUGCUUGUCAGGGGUCGUUCAUCCCUAGUCAUAACCUUACCACCAACGUCCAAAAAUUAGACGAGGCUUUCCAAGUUGGAUGGAUCCUUGAUAGUCACCCACCUUCACCUUGGGCACUCCAAACUUAAAGGAUGUUAGUUACUUGGCUUCUUUUCUUCUAAGGACGGGAAACCUAAUUGCGACCAGUCAUAGCAAUUCUCAGAGACCGGGCAUACCAGGUAGGUUAGUUGUUGAAGCGAGCACAGUUUGGCGACUACGUCACGACACAAAGUCAGCUAAGGGCCAAUGCUCUAUAUUUCACUCAAAGACGUCCUAACGGGUAUGACCCGCGCGUUGGCGUCGUUUUUAUCGCUGGAAGCUCCCGUGGCCAUGCAAUACGAUAAUUCUACUUUGACCCUCACCUCCAUCGGCACUCCUGACCCUUUCGUCACCUUGUUUAGAGGCCGUUACUACCUUACCUUCACUGCCGGAAAUAGGGUCGAGAUAUGGUCCUCCCGGAACUUGGCAGACAUCGAGAAUUCCGCUUCUAGGCAUGUAAUAUGGACUCCCCCUCAAGGCACCGACCACUCGGCUGAUCUCUGGGCUCCCGAGCUGCACUCCUUACAGGGGCGAUGGUACGUAUACUACGCUGCAGCUAACCCAGCACAUGGUAACCAGAGCCACCGGAUGUACGUACUUGGAGGUCCUCCAUCAUCCGAAGAUCCGUGUCACGGAAAGUGGGAGUUCCUAGGCCGAAUCAACGGGAUGCCAGACCACUGGGCCAUCGAUGGCACAGUAUUCGCGCUCAAUGGCGACCUGUAUUUUGCGUACUCAGGAUGGCCCCUUGAGGGUGCCCUGAACAACGAAAUCUCAGACCUAGUACAACAGCUCUUCCUCCUUAAGCUCGCAGACCCCACAAAUGCGGCUAGUCCUGCCGUUACUAUCUCCACACCCCAACACCCCUGGGAAAUCACUCGGGAGGGUAACGGCACCGACCACGGCAUCAACGAGGGCCCGCAGUUCUUGAGUUCGCCGGACGGCUCAUGGAAGGGCCUGGUAUACAGCGCCGCUGGUAGCUGGACCCAUGAAUACAAGAUGGGUUUCCUGCGGUACGCCGGGGGCGAUCCACUUAAUGCAGAAGCAUGGCACAAGAGCGAGGAGCCGCUCAUACAGACGCGGAAGCACGGCACGGGCCCCUUCGGUCCUGGCCAUGGCUCAUUUUUGAAUCUCGGAGGCGAAGUCGUAGCGAUCUACCAUGCAACCGAUAACUUAACGGACGGGUGGGAGAACCGCCGUGCCAGGGCACAGCGAGUCGCGUUCACUGAAGAGGGACCAUACAUGGGGCUUUCAUAUGGGUUGGAUAUUGGGAGGUCGGAGGGAGGGCUGGUAAAAAAGAUUAAGCAGAGGUUGGGUAGGGGGAAACCGGAUCUGUCUGGGGAGAAGAGUUUGAGGAACUUAUUGAGCACAGGUGCGUAUAUUUGAGGGCACAUACGGAAUAUAGGGGGGUAUGUUGUAUGGAUGGAUAUGAUAUGAUUAGGAGCGGGAAAAUGAGAGAUAGAUACUUGAGUUAUGAGAUACGUACUGCGUUGUUUACCUAGGUAGUCUAUUAUUGAUAUAUUAUUGAUCUCGAGAUACCUCCUUGACUUGAUAGUGUUUGAAGAAGGUUGUGACUAUCGGCUUCCUACUACGUGGAUGGAUGGAUUGAUACCUAGGUAUAAUGGCGACGAGAUGUACCUAUCCAGUACGG